AUCCGAAGCUGUAGAUGUCUCAUGUAGUUAAACCUCCUUCUUCCCCGCGUUGGAAGUGUCGAAUUCGCCGCAGUAUUAUUACCAUCAUCACCACCGCCCACCAUGUCUUCGCACGCUGACAUCUCGACCGAAGACUCUACGAGCUUCCCAUACAUCUACCGCCAGAAUGUCUCGAUCCCUCUCAAGACCUCGGACGCCAGUGCGCAGCAGAUGGUUCGGGGGAAUAUCUACCUCCCGCAUUCAAUCGCCGAGGGGAAGAAGUUCCCCGUCUUAGUCACGUAUGGCCCGUACGGGAAGGAUAUCCACUACCGCGAUUUCCGGCUCCCGUCGUAUCAAGAGGUCAACCCCAAGCACCACUCGGAACAUUCCGCAUGGGAGACGCCAGAUCCCGGAUUCUGGACGUCGAAGGAGUACGUUGUGAUCCGGUGCGAUGAGCGGGGCAUCGGAGCGUCCCCCGGGCGGCUGAAUACCAUGUCCCGCGGCACCGCCGAGGCAUUCUUCGAUGUGGUUGAGUGGGCGUCCGAGCAGCCAUGGUCGAGCGGGAAGGUCGGGUUGCUGGGGAUCAGCUACUAUGCCGGCUCGCAGUGGCGGGUUGCUGCGCGCCAGCCCAAGGGCCUCGCCGCGAUUGUGCCCUGGGAGGGAAUGAGUGACUACUAUCGUGACCGGUGCAGGCAUGGCGGCAUCCUGGCGAACAACUUCAUCAAGUUUUGGUGGAAUCGACAGGUGGUCGUCAAUCAGCACGGCCGUGGGGAAUUGAGCGAGCAGGAGCUCGAAGAGAACAGGCGCGAUCAGAAUAUCGACAACCGCAAUAAUAAGUUUCGUGAUGACGAGUAUUAUGCGAGCAAGGAGUACAGCAUGGAGGAUGUUACUGUUCCGCUGCUAUCCGUCGCCAAUUGGGGCGGGAUACUACUUCAUCUCCGCGGGAACGUGGAGGGUUGGGUUCAUGCCGGCAGCAAGCUCAAGUACCUGCGCUUCAUCACCGGCCGUCACGAUCUCCCCUUCUACUACGACGAGGAGGUCGAAGUCCAGCUGAGCUUUCUGGACGCAUUCCUCAAAGACGAUGACCGCGUCGGCUGGUCGGUCCCCGGCAAGGUGCCCCCGGUCGAUCUCGUCCUCCGCAAAGGCGACGUAGGCUUCAACAACGCCAUCGCCGAAAAGGCCUACACGCGGCGUACCGAGCUCGAAUGGCCUAUCGCACGCACCAUCUGGCAACAAUACCAUCUCACUCCCGACGACCUGGGCCUCGUCACGGAACUCCCUACGAUUUCGCACCACCAAAAAGUCUCCUACCCCGCACUGGGAAGCAUCCAGUCCCCGCAGUUCCUACACUUCACCACCGCGCCGUUCGAGACCGAAACGGAAAUCACCGGCAACGUGGUCGCGCACCUCAACGUCUCCGUCACGCCGGACCCCACAGGCCCCACUCCCAGCGACAUCGAUCUCUUCCUGACGCUGCGGCACCUAAGCGCGGACGGAAAGGAGAUAUUCUACACCGGCACGGCGGGCGACCCCGCGCCACUGACGAAAGGCUGGCUGCGCGUCUCGCUGCGCAAAGUGAACACGGAGCAUGCGCGACACCGGUCGUGGCUUCCGCACAGAGACUACUUCUCUACCGACGUCCAGCCAGUCAUCCCCGGCGAGAUCUAUCCCGUCGAUGUGGAGAUCUGGCCGACCAAUGUGGUCGUCGAGAAGGGGGCGAGAAUCGUGUUUGAGGUUGCUAGUGGCGAUACCCAGGGCAGUAGCAUCUUUUUGCAUAAUGAGAUAACUGAUCGACCGGAGAAAAUCUUCAGAGGCAGGAAUCAUCUGCAUUUUGGACCGAAGUUCCAUAACUACGUGACACUGCCGGUUAUCCCGUCGCAGUGAGUUUUUGUACUUGACUUGAGGAGGACGACGAUGGGCCUCUUAUACUGUGCUGAAACGUAGGAAAAGGAUGUCGGAGGGUGG
This is a messenger RNA of Tricharina praecox, 1944 nucleotides long. Its product is annotated as Alpha/Beta hydrolase protein. Bases 103 to 1863 code for a protein of 586 amino acids. The transcript is spliced from 3 exons. Lineage: Eukaryota; Fungi; Ascomycota; Pezizomycetes; Pezizales; Pyronemataceae. Gene Ontology annotation, molecular function: dipeptidyl-peptidase activity. The record is from RefSeq and is a predicted model, not a curated record.